AUGUGUGUCGGCUUCUGGUCGUUGGAACAUCCCCGGUAUGCGCUAAUCCUGUGCAGCAACCGAGACGAAUAUUUGUCCCGACCCACCGUUAGUGCUCGGUUCCAUUCGUUCGGGAAUAUCAAUGACGACGCAUCUGGGGAUGGGCUUGUGUUAUCCGGUCGAGAUAUGCUCGCUGGAGGAACAUGGGCAGGUCUCAGCCGUUCUGGUCGAGUAGCAAUUAUUACCAAUAUCACGGAACCGCCCUCCCAGUACGACUCUUCCAGAGGGGACCUCACGUCCUCCUUCCUGCUUCCGAAGAAACCGACGAUGACACUGCGGGAGGAGAUUCAUGAGCUCACCUCUCGGAAUACGAAAUUUGCCGGCUUCAAUUUGCUCCUGUUAUCUCCUCGGGCGGAAAGCGACCCUAGAGCGAAUAAGUUAUCACUUGACGCCGCAAUCGCCACUAACUGCGGAGGGGGAGGCAGAAUUAUCGCCCGUGAGCUCACUUACGAGGAAAGGCGGUGUGGAGGAAUAUCCAAUGGUGUCGAUCAUCAUGGUGCGAACGAGUGGCCCAAAGUCAAACACGGAGUACAAGCUUUGCAAGAUAUCCUAUCGUCCGAUUUUGAUGAGUCCAAACUCGUGGAACAGCUAGUCUGUCCGCAAAAUGCUCUAAUAUUUGGAGGUUCUCGCGAAAGUUGGAAGAGUGACGUAGCACCAAUUGAUCGCUCGACGUUGCGCAACACCAUCGAAGUCGACCCACUCUUAAUCCCAAUCAAAUCGUCGAGCUCGGACAUCAAUGACUGCUAUGGCACCCGUCUGUCCACGAUAAUUCUGAUUCGACGAGAUGGAGGAGUGCUCUUCAUUGAACGAGACAUAUGGGUAUUGAAAGAAGGUGGUACUGUUGCCAAGGCAGAUCCGCGGACUCAGCGAGAAUUUCGCUUCAACACACAAAUUGACAGCGAGGGACAACAGGUGAUAUGA
Molecule: messenger RNA, 960 nt
Organism: Laetiporus sulphureus 93-53
Lineage: Eukaryota; Fungi; Basidiomycota; Agaricomycetes; Polyporales; Laetiporaceae
Product: DUF833-domain-containing protein
Exons: 4
Coding region: 1-960 (319 amino acids)
Biological process (GO): Golgi organization; protein secretion
Cellular component (GO): Golgi apparatus
Source: RefSeq, a predicted model, not a curated record